Molecule: messenger RNA, 3855 nt
Organism: Pungitius pungitius (ninespine stickleback)
Lineage: Eukaryota; Metazoa; Chordata; Actinopteri; Perciformes; Gasterosteidae
Gene: ino80da
Product: INO80 complex subunit Da
Exons: 9
Coding region: 533-3619 (1028 amino acids)
Cellular component (GO): nucleus
Source: RefSeq, a predicted model, not a curated record
CCAUAGGGAGGACAUAGCCGUGGUCCAGGUGGAUUCUCACUGCAACACUUUGCAGAACCCCUCAGUCAAUAUAAGUUCACCAAAUAGUUUUUCAAUGUGAAAAAUGUAAACGGAACUCCCAUUUCCCGAAACUGUCAUCUCUAUUUUACAGAAAGUAAUGACAUUUUUACAUUGUAGGGUUUUGAAGUUGAAUUUCCAAUAUGGUAGGAGAGGUUGUUGUUGUCGAGCGGAUUGUUGUCAUGUCCUCGCAGUGCCUGUAGUGGUGCUGUGAGGAGUGUGCUGUGGAUCUAACAAAAAUCCUCAGCAGCCUGCCUACUGCUUGUAAUUUGCUCUGGAUAGCCUAUAUUUAAAUGCAUCCGUAUUUCAAGAGCUACAAAGCUCGAUGAAGAUCACUGUUAUUAUCCCAUCUCGAAUAUCGAUGCAGAAAAAGCCUAGCUGAAUCUAUUAGACAUUUCGGCCGUCUAUCUGGAGCGAAUACCUUACACAGCUCAUACCAAUUCAAGCUGAUGUUGUCAAGAACAAGAGUCACGUGAUGUAUGAAGGCAAACACAUACACUUCUCAGAGGUGGACAAUAAGCCGCUGUGCUCGUACAGCCCGAAGCUCUGCAAGCAACGCAGGCUAAAUGGCUACGCUUUCUGCAUCCGGCACGUUCUGGAGGAUAAGACAGCCCCCUUCAAGCAGUGUGAAUAUGUGGCAAAGUACAACAGCCAGCGAUGUACCAACCCAAUCCCCAAGUCAGAGGACCGCAGAUACUGUAACAGCCACCUGCAGGUUCUGGGCUUCAUCCCCAAGAAGGAAAGGAAGAAGAAGCAUGACGUUUUGGAGGAAAUGCGUUCCCGGGCUCACCUGGAGUCAGUGGCUCUCAACAUAACUGUGCCCUCUCUGGCACUAAAAGCUCCCAACGGUCUAGAUGAACUUCCACCAUCUCCUCCCUGUUCACGCCUGUUGCCCCUCCCUGAUGAGGAACUCCUGGACCCUUUUGCCUUUUAUGAGGAUGACACAGACGAGGAGGAGGUGGGUACUGCUCGGAAGGGCAGAGCCAUCAAGAAGAAACUACAUAGUCGGCUGGUGCUCAACCAGAAUCUCUGCCAUGACACGGACCUCUUCCAGCCACCCCCUGAGCACUUUAGUCCCUCGCCUGCCCCCCGUGUCCACCCUUCCUUGCCUCUCAACACUCAUCUCCCACGACAGCAGUCAGGUCUUCUCCAGCCGCCCCAGCACUCCAGCGUGGCUUCCUUCAUCUUCCCAGGACAGCAGCAGGGUUUAUUAUGCAAUCCACCACCACCUCAGACGGUCAACUUUCUGCCUCCAGGGAUGCCCGCUAAUGCAGCACCCAGUCCAGCGCAACCCUCUGGGCCUUCACUCAGCAGGAAAAUGCCUUUCACCGCUACUCACUUGCCUGUCAGUUGCAAGGACAUCGGCAUAAACAAUACCCGGCACAUGGUUGUCAUGCGUCCCGCUGCCUUCUCACCUUCUGCCAGCUGCCUGGCCCGGUUGAAACAUCUGGUGCAGCUCUGUGCGAAGACGCACCAGGAGCACGGAGACCUCUUUCCUCAUCUAGGACUGGACUGGUCAGAAGACAGUGCGGAUGAUGACGACGAAGAAGACGAGGCAGAGACUUUUGUUCCUUUCCAGAGCUCUUGGAGACCACAGAAUGAGUUGGACGACGGCGGUUCCUCAAGGAGGAGGCGGCUACUUAGGCUUUGUUCGUACCUCCGGGAGAAAUACAAGCGCAUGUGCAGGCAGGAGCGGGUGAGCAUCCGCCAAAAGAGAUACCGGUAUGCCUUCCGCAAAGCCUUGCUGCACGCUGCCAGUAAUAACCCCGACUGUGCUGGCCAGCUGAUCCAGGAGUUACGGGGCGCCUCUCGAAGCUCCUCAAGUGCGGCUCCGGCAAGGCAGCAGAGCUUGGAUGCAGGGACCUGCACCGGCAGCACAAAGGGCCAGGCCUGCAACAACAGAGCUCUGCCCUUCACUCGACACUGCUUUCAGCACAUUCUAUUGAAUCGUUCCCAGCAGCUCUUUGCCAGUUGCACAGCCAAAUUUGCAGAUGGUCAGCAGUGCUCCAUCCCUGUGUUUGAUAUCACGCACCAGACGCCACUCUGCGAAGAGCAUGCCAAAAAAAUGGAUAACUUCCUGCGAGGGGAUGGCAACAGACGAGUGCAGCACCACCAGCAGCAGCGAAAGCCACGCAAAAAGACCAAACCACCGGCCCUCACCAAAAAACACAAGAAGAAGAGGAGGAGAGUGCCGCGGAGGCCUCAGAAACCCAUCCCUCCGGCGCUGCCGCAGGGGAACCUGGGAAUGCCAUCCAUAAGCCUAGCGAUGCCCUCACAGGCCAGCAUCAGGAGCCCGUCAACUCCGGACCUGAGUGCCGAGGAGCUCCCCGACGACAUCACCAAUGAAAUGGCAGACAUUCCAAAUGACCUCGAGCUGAACCAGGAGGAUUUCUCCGACGUGUUACCCAGGCUACCUGAUGACCUUCAGGUCUUCGACUUGUUUGAAGGUUGUCGCGAGGCUCGUUCUUUCGCAUGUAUGCAAGCAAAGUCCUCUCCACCUGCUAUUUGUAAUGUCCAAUUCUGCUUGUGUUUAGGCAAGAAUGGCGAUUUGCUGCCUACCACGGAGGAAGCCGAGGAGCUGGUGCGUGCGCUGCAGGCCAUGGGGUCCUACCCGGACUCCUUGGUUUGCCUGACCUCCAUGGGAGACCUGGCCCCCUCUGAAGGAGUGGACCACCGAGCCAUGGCUGUGUUCCCGGGUCCGGUCCAGCCGGGCGGCAUGGGGGACCUGCUGAGCAGCCGCAUCCCCGCCGGGAGCUUCGCCAGCCUCGAGCUGGAGGACAACUUGCUGCAGUCCAGCGGGGGUCACUUUCCCCCCUCGCCGCCACCGCAGCCCGCCAGCCGGCCCCAGACGUCGUGCUCCGGCCUGACUUCGUCCUCUCCUUCGGUGGCCCCCGCCAACCCCUCCCUGCUCCCCCAGACCGCCAUCGCCGAGCGAACGUUUCCCCGGACGCACUCGUCCCACGCCCUGACCAAGUUGGACGCGGCCGCGCCGUCUCCCCGCCACUACAGCGGCGAGCACGUGGCGUCCCCGUACAGUGACCACAUAUCUUCCCCCCAUGCCAGCUCCUUCCAGACAGACACCCCCCUGCUGCUGGAGGUCCCCCUCGGCGGGCUACCCGGGCCCCCGCGCUCCUCGUGGAGCAGCCUCACCCUCCCGGACCCCGCGCAGUUUGGCAAUCUCAUGGGAUCAGAGAGUCACCUCAUAUCCACCUCCCUGACGACGCCCCCGGCCACCACGCACUCUGUGACGCUGCAGCCCAUGGCCGCGCUCUCGGCGAUGCCCCAGUGCGGCUCGGCGGGCUUAACGACGUCGCCCGCCCCGUCGUCGUCGUCGUCCUCGCUGCCAUCCUCCGCGCACGACCUCCUGACCUCCACGCAGCCCAAGCAACAGCUCCCGCAGUUCAGCGCGGCCUUCGGCCACCAGUUGGCCUCCCACAGCGGCAUCCCGAAGGACGUUCAGCCGAGCCACAGCUCCACGGCGCCGCCCGCCGGCUUCUCCACAGUCAGUGCCACCGCUGCCGGCGCCAACAGCGCCGCGCCGCCCUUCGCGCAGAGCAAAUGAGAGGCCCCCCCCCCCCCCUCCUCCCCUCCUCCUCCCUCCAAGCUUACGAUCCGGGUUGACCACCCCUCCAAAUCUGCUACGUGUGUGUGUGUGCAAUGUGGUAACGGUGCGCCAUUUGAUAACAAAAUUUGCACAACCUUAACAUAUUUUCUAUUGCCAUCGUUUUAAACCCUGAAGCCAGGCGGCGCGUGGCUUUUUAAGUCUGAGCUCACUCGUCUGAUGCCUUUUAGUUUUGU